AUGCAUUAUUUUCAAACCCAUCAAAUCUUAAGUUUGACAGGAAUAAGUUUCGAGAGAAGAAGUGUUAUUGGUUUUGUGGAGCUAACUAUAGUCCCACUAAAAGAUAACCUCAGAUAUAUACGACUCAAUGCUAAACAGUGUCGAAUAUACAGAGUUUGUCUCAAUGACCAAUAUGAAGCUAACUUUCAAUAUUUUGAUCCCUUUUUGGACAUCUGUCAAAAUGAACCCAAUACGAGAUCUCUUGAAGUGUUUUCACAGUAUCAUUUAUCAGCAGCACAGAAAAUAGACCCUGAUCACAAUUCUGGUGAAUUACAUAUACAAGUGCCAGAUGAAGCAGCACAUUUGGUUGGGGAAGGACGGGGACUGAGAAUAGGGAUUGAGUUCUCAUUGGAAUCUCCGCAAGGAGGGAUGCAUUUUGUUGUUCCAGAAGGUGAAGGAUCCCUAGUUGAGAAAUCGGCACACAUGUUUACAUAUGGUCACUCGGCAAGGUUGUGGUUUCCAUGUGUGGAUAGUUUUGCUGAACCGUGCACUUGGAAAUUAGAAUUCACAGUUGACGAAAGUCUUACAGCUGUUUCAUGCGGAGAACUGUUGGAUGUAGUAUAUACCCCAGAUCACAGACGAAAAACAUUCCAUUAUGUUGUUAAUACCCCAGCCUGUGCACCGAACAUUGCAUUGGCAAUAGGACCUUUUGAAACAUAUGUGGAUCCUCACAUGAAUGAAGUAACACAUUAUUGUUUGCCAAACUUACUGCAAAUCUUGAAGAACACUGUACGAUAUUUGCAUGAAGCAUUUGGAUUUUAUGAGGAGACUCUAUCUACUAGGUACCCUUACCCAUGCUAUAAGCAGGUUUUUGUCGAUGAGACUGAACAUGAAGCCACAGCCUACACAAUGAUGUCAAUCCUAAGCACACACCUCCUACAUUCAAUAGCGAUCAUAGACCAAACCUACAUAAGUCGGAAAGCCAUGGCUCAAGCGGUUGCGGAACAGUUCUUUGGCUGCUUCAUAACUAUGCAGAAUUGGUCAGAUCUGUGGCUCGCUAAAGGUAUACCUGACUAUCUGUGCGGAUUAUACUCUAAAAAGUGUUUCGGUAACAAUGAGUACAGAUACCGGAUUCAUCAAGAACUUCAAGAGGUGGUACAAUAUGAAGAACAAUAUGGUGGCAUGGUCUUGGACCCAUGGCAACCGCCCGCAAGUGGCGCGCGAGUUGAACCCAAGGAUGUGUUUUAUUUUCCAGUCAGAAAUGUUAACACAAUGUCACCUAAAUAUACUGAGGUUAUGCGUAAAAAGUCUCACUUGGUACUCCGUAUGUUGGAGCAACGGAUAGGCCAAGAACUCUUACUGCAAGUUUUUAACAAACAACUAUCACUAGCGGCCAAUGCAGCAAAUACGAAGAUCGGAAGUGGUUUAUGGGGCCAUUUGCUGCUGUCUACAAACUUGUUUGUAAAAGCAAUAUUCACAGUGACUGGAAAGGACAUGGCUGUGUUUGUUGAUCAGUGGGUGCGAACCGGGGGGCAUGCUAAGUUCCAAUUGACCUCUGUGUUUAAUAGAAAGAGGAAUACAGUGGAACUGGAAAUCCGUCAAGACUGCGUUCACGAGCGUGGUAUACGCAAAUACGUCGGCCCGUUACUGGUUCAACUGCAAGAGUUAGACGGGACUUUCAAACAUACCCUGCAAAUUGAGAACACUGUCGUCAAAGCAGACAUUACCUGCCACAGUAAGAGUAGAAGAAAUAAGAAAAAGAAGAUACCACUGUGCACCGGGGAAGAAGUAGACAUGGACCUCUCUGCUAUGGACGACUCACCGGUACUAUGGAUUAGAUUGGAUCCAGAAAUGUCGCUCUUGCGCAGCACUGUGAUUUCGCAGCCGGAUUACCAGUGGCAGUAUCAAUUACGUCACGAGCGUGACGUGACAGCCCAAAGUGAAGCUAUAGACGCAUUACACAACUAUCCUGAACCCGCUACAAGAAUGGCGCUUACAGAUACAAUUGAGAACGAGCAAACUUUCUACAAGAUACGUUGUAGGGCGGCACACUGUUUGACAAAGGUGGCAAACGCAAUGAUAAGCUCAUGGGCAGGCCCUCCAGCUAUGUUAACGAUAUUUCGAAAGAUGUUCGGUUCGUUCUCAGCACCGCAUAUCAUCAAACAAAACAAUUUUGACAACUUGCAACAUUACUUCUUACAAAGGACUAUUCCUGUUGCUAUGGCAGGCCUAAGAAACAUCCACGGUAUCUGUCCUCCAGAGGUCGUACGAUUCUUGUUAGACCUUUUCAAAUACAAUGACAACUCGAAGAACCAUUUUUCGGACAACUAUUACCGUGCUGCCCUUGUUGAUGCUUUGGCGGCCACUAUUACACCUGUCAUAUCAGUACUACAACCGGGUGCUCCAAUAACAGCCGACUCCUUAUCUGCUGAUACUAAGCUGGUCCUUGAGGAAAUAACUCGCGUGCUCAACUUGGAAAAAGUGUUGCCCUGUUAUAAAAAUACGGUGACUGUAAGCUGUUUGCGGGCGAUUCGCAGACUUCAACAGUGUGGCCACUUGCCUAGUAUUCCAACAGUUUUUCGGGCCUACGCUCAGUAUGGACAAUAUAUCGAUGUUCGAUUAGCAGCUUUCGAAGGUCUAGUAGAUUUUGUGCGUGUCGAUGGAAAGCCAGAAGACUUAGCAAAUCUUUUGACAGCGGUAGAAAGCGACCCAGACCCUGGGGUGAGGCAUGGUCUGGCGCGACUGUUGGUGGCAAUGCCACCUUUUGAACGGGGUCAGAGACAUCGACUUGAUACGGAAUCCGUUGUACAUAGAUUAUGGAACAAUAUGAACAGCCAUUUAUCAAACGACGCUCGUCUGAGAUGUGAUCUCGUUGACCUGUAUUAUACGUUAUACGGUUUGAAGAGGCCUUUAUGUGUCCCGCUACCAGAGAUACAGGCUAUGAUGAAACUUAUGCAGAGCAAGGAGAGGGAACGGUUCGAGCGAGAAAAAGAGAGACAGGACAGAGAGAAAGAGAGGUUGAGAGAGUUGGAUCUAAAACCAGUUAUUAAACAGGAAAUUGAUGAGACGAUUAUCAAAAAAGAACCAGAAGCUAUGGACAUUUUGCCGCCUCUCGAACCGCAAAAGGACAGCAACUUACCCGUUCCAUUGUCUAGUAUUAAGGAAGAGGACGAAAAGGUGGAUAUAAUGGGUAUAAGCGAUUUACCUGUGGGGGGAUAUCGGGAGGAGACAAAACGUGAUUUGAUAUCCGACAACGCGGCUCCUCUGCCGGGUAUACCCGGUUCGUCCGGACCAAUCGGAUUUGAGCCGGGUAUGUUUAGACAUGACAAAGAUGAUCUGGGCGCACCAAAGGCCAAGAAGAAGAAGAAGGAAAAGAAGAAACACAAGCACAAGCAUAAACACAAACACAGUAGCAAAGACAAGUCAAAAGAGCACAAAGACAAACUUUCUCGUCCGCCGUCGACCACAGAUCAUUUGAAAAUAAGAGAUGAAACGCGGGAAACGCUCAGCUCUUUCAGUUCCAGCCAGAGCCCUUCCGAAGAUAUAUCCUCUAUGCCCAUGAAUAUGACCUUUUAA
Leptosia nina is the source of this 3555-nucleotide messenger RNA. NCBI's taxonomy places the organism in Eukaryota, Metazoa, Arthropoda, Insecta, Lepidoptera, Pieridae. The record is from the annotation of a GenBank genome assembly.